AUGGCGCGCACGAAGUUUCAACUCCCUCCCGAGCUCUGGUCGAAUAUAUUUACAAUUCUGUUAGACGAACAAGCUGAGGCGCAAGCCCAAUCUUCCAGCAACAUUCAACCGCUGGCGGACUGGACCCCAUUACCCGACCAUGCGACUUGCCCGCCGUGCAUUCCCCACUGUAACGCCUAUACCGAUUGCGGCGCUCGAACCAAACAGACACAGAUUUGUACAGCAAAUCUGGCUCGCGAGCGGCGCGGUCUGCAAGCCCUUUUGCAUGUCAACUCGGUGUUCCGCGCUCUCAUCCGGGGCAAGCGAUACUUCGCCCAAAAUGCCUUCACCGACCUCGCAUGCCGCCUGGAGGAAUCGCACUAUCCAGUGCAGUCUGGCGACAUGCUGUACCCUUGCACGGGCCUCUGUCUGUGCCUGCUCCCGGAAAUCCUGAGGCGUCUUCGUCUAGGCGCACAGGGGCUUCUCGGUUCGCAGCGAGUACACGUCAUUCUACCGUCCCGCAACCAGCACGGUCCCCACUCGCCCGCGCAGUCCAUCUCGCAGAUUCUUCACCAGUAUGGCGCAGACCACUUGGUGGAGGCGUCAUUCUAUUUCGAUCCGUCUGAUCAAACUUCCGACGAGGACGGGGAUCAGAGCAUCGAGGGGGAGCAUAUCAUCGCAUCCGAGUCGAUCGAGCGUUUCGAGGGCCAGAAUUGGGACAGGGUUAUUGUCGGGAACUCCCUCACCUUCCUGAAGCUACGUGCAGAGGUCGAACGUCACACCUGGGAUCGAUCGGUCCUCUGCCGCAUCUUGCGGUCUUGCCCCCUGCUCGAGAACGUACAGCUCUUGUCCGUCUUCGAUCACAAUCCACGGUAUUGGUUCUAUCCAGACGAAUCGCCAAUCAUUCUUGAACACCUUUCGAGCUUGCACAUCCAAGCCUCCGUGAACGUCUGGAUAGGCCUUGCCCGUCUUCUUGUUACGCCUGUCUUGUACGACGCUCACAUCGACGUCAUCGUUUCUCCAUUGCAUCUUCAAGAGAACCAGCCGAGGUGGCCGGCCGAUUUGGACUGCAUACUAUUCUCCCGCACCGACCUAGGGAAAAGGCUCGGCGAGAUCGUCUCCGGGGAUGAUCUCAGCGCGGAUCUGCACUACAAGUGUGAUGUGGAUGAAGGAUCCCACGGAAGCCCCAUGCCGCAUAGCUUACCGGAAUACAUGUCGAUCAGAGUGGCCGAUCAUGGCGGUCCUUACUCGCUAUCGAUCACGAUACGCUCCGCAAUGACGUGCCCUUUGGCGUACGCCCCCCCCGGCACUCGCGCCGGAUGCGUCCCCUCGCGAACGCCGGCCGCUCUCCUCGAAGAGUUCCUGACGAACACUCUGCUCAGCAUCAGUGGCAUGCUUCCGAGCCCGUACUCGGUGAAUAGGUCCAUCCACGAGCUCGAUGUCACAGGGUAUGCUGAGUUGCUACGAGAACUACGAUGGCCAGUGGUUUUGCGCGAGACGAAUAGGCUCGAGUGCCUUCGUGUAUACGGGAUCAACAGCAAAGGGUCGGCCUUAGACCGGCUGCUUGAAGGAUUAUGUGCAGAGAACCUCGAGACGUACACACUCGACGGCCUCUUGCAUCCGCCAGACCUGGCCUACGGGGAUUGCGUGACCGAGGUGCAUCUGCCAGACUGUCCAUAUAUCCCGCUCGAGUUCCUUGAGGAUGAGCUGUCCCUCCGGCGUCCCUCCUUUUGCAGUCCCAUUACAUGGUUUGGUGCGACGUGA
This is a messenger RNA of Peniophora sp. CBMAI 1063, 1743 nucleotides long. The record is from the annotation of a GenBank genome assembly. NCBI's taxonomy places the organism in Eukaryota, Fungi, Basidiomycota, Agaricomycetes, Russulales, Peniophoraceae.